This is a messenger RNA of Sorex araneus (European shrew), 1513 nucleotides long. RefSeq names its product dual specificity phosphatase 12 (gene DUSP12). Gene Ontology annotation, cellular component: nucleus. Gene Ontology annotation, molecular function: protein tyrosine/serine/threonine phosphatase activity. The transcript is spliced from 6 exons. Lineage: Eukaryota; Metazoa; Chordata; Mammalia; Eulipotyphla; Soricidae. Gene Ontology annotation, biological process: protein dephosphorylation. Bases 198 to 1199 code for a protein of 333 amino acids. The record is from RefSeq and is a predicted model, not a curated record.
GGGCACCUCCGCCGUGCUAGAGGCGGGCGCGCGGGAGAGGCCGUUCUAGCCCGCGCCGUUCGGUAGUGGCCCCGUGGGCCUGGACGCCGCCAUGCUGGAGGCGGCGCGGGGGAGGCCGCUCUAGCCCGCCCCUCGGUGGUGCCCAUACUGCGGGCGGCGCGGAGGAGGCCGCUCUAGCCCGCCCCUCGGUGGUGCCCAUGCUGGACGGGGGUGUGGGGGGCGCGGGGCGCCGGGCGCGGGGGUCGCAGGGGCUGCAGGUGCUGCAGGUUCGGCCCGGGCUGUUCCUGGGCGCGGCCGUGGCGGAGCCGGGCGACCUGCACGAGGCGGGCAUCGCGGCCGUGCUGUCGGUGGACGCGCAGCCGCCGGCCUGGACACCCGGCGCCGCGGACCUGGGGCUGCAGACACUGUUCGUGGCGGCGCUGGACAGCCCCGAGGCCGACCUGCUCAGUCAGCUGGACCGCUGCGUGGCCUUCCUGCUCCGGGCCCGCGCCGACGGCCGCGCCGCUCUGGUGCACUGCCACGCGGGAAUCAGUCGGAGUGUGGCCGUCGUGACCGCGUUUCUCAUGAAGACCGAGCAGCUGCCCUUUGAGGCGGCCUAUGGGGAACUCCGGGCUCUGAAACCUGAGGCCAAGAUGAACGAGGGCUUUGAGGCGCAGCUGAAGCUGUACCAGGCCAUGGGCUGUGAGGUGGACGCGGCCAGCGUCCUAUACAAGCAGUACCGCCUGCAGAAACUGACUGAGAAGUACCCAGAGCUGCGGCACUUGCCCCCCGAGCUCUUUGCCUUGGACCCCAGCGCCUCGCCUCAGGGCCAGCCGGACCAGGCGCUCUACAGGUGCCGAAAGUGCAGGCGCGCGCUCUUCCGGAGGUCCAGCGUCCUGGACCACAGCGCGGGCAGCGCGGCCCUGGCCUUCGCCCACAAGAGGGGGACCGUGCCCGGCGCGCUGACCGCCGGGGCCCCCGCCCAGUGCACCUCCUAUUUCAUCGAGCCUGUCCAGUGGAUGCAGCCGGCCCUCCUGGGGGUGCUGGACGGGCAGCUGCUCUGCCCGAAGUGCAAGGCCAAGCUGGGCUCUUUCAACUGGUGCGGGGAGCAGUGCUCCUGCGGCCGCUGGGUCACGCCCGCCUUCCAGAUCCACAAGAACCGAGUGGAUGAGAUGAGACGGCUGCCGGCCCUGGGGCCACCGACAGGGGAACCCAGCUAGUGACGGCUGCUGGGCUGCGUGGAGGGACGCCGGGACCCCCGGCUCUGGCUCCCCCCCACCCUCGGCCCAGCUGGGAGCGCUAGCGGCUCCACCUUGGAGGACGGUGGCCCAGGGCCACGUGGGAGCUGGACUUGCAACUGCUGCCAUGUGGGCAAGCGCCUUUCGUGGACACCGAAUCCUCGGCCACGUGGACGGUGACCAAAUCCUCUGCCACAGGGACGGCGCAACGGGAUGGUGACAGCCCGUGUCCCUCAUUUGUUUUUAAACUGAGUCGGCAACUGGAUCUUACAGCUUGCAAUACAAAUGAAAAUUGC